AUGGCUCUAGUUACAUGUGAGAAAGCUUCGAAGGUAAAGGCAUUGAUUUGUUUCCAUCUUAGCUUUAUCUUUUGGGUGAUUGUAGGGACAUAUACAAGAGUUGGACUUUCAGCACUAUCGGACUACGAUGACAGCUAUAUUAAAUCAAGAACGGUCCUGUGGUCAAAUUUUGUGGCAUGUAUUUUUAUGGGUUUACUCCAAGGGUUGAAUAAACGUGAGGUUAUCAAUAUCGAUAUAUUUGUAUGUCUGGUAAGUGGUUAUUGUGGGACAGUUUCUUCAUAUUCAUCCCUAAUAAUGGAAGUCUUUUUACACUCUACAAACUUGGAUCAAAACAUGAAACGUCUUCCCAAUAAGGGAUAUGGUAUUAUGGAGUUUCUUUCAGUAUUGAUUGUGCAGUUUUUCGUGAGCAUGAGCAGCUUUUUAUUCGGUUAUAAAUUAGCUGAAGAGUUUAAUAACCGGGUUCUGAGUGCUACGUCUAAACACAGGGCAAAUUCGUAUAUAUCCUUGGCUUUCGAUAAGGUUUACAUUUUAUCAGCAUUUCUUGCAAUUCCUUUGGUAAUAAUGAAUAUGGCUUUGGUUAUUUUAAAUGUCGAUUCAAGAAAUUGGACUCUUCCUGCCCUAUUUGCCAUCUUCGGAUCGCUAGGUCGGUUCUACCUUAAUAAAUAUUGGAAUCCCACAUGUCAGCGCUUCUAUGUUGGAACAUUCUUUGCAAAUCUUCUAAGUACCUUGAUAUUAAGCAUACUGAUAAUAGUAGAAAGAGGCAAGCAAGACACAAUGCAUCCUAUUGUAAAUUCUAGAUCUGAUUGCCAAAUAUUGAUCGCAUUAAACACAGGAUUAUGUGGUGGUUUAAGUACAAUCAGUUCAUUGAUUUAUGAGGGAUCCAGAUUAAAUUUCAUGGAUAUGCUUGCAUAUUUCGCCAGCACUGUUGUAGUGACAUAUAUAAAUAUCGUUUUGACAUUAGGAUUGUAUGCUUGGACAAAAGGACUUCUUCCUGCUGUUUGUUGA
Molecule: messenger RNA, 1005 nt
Organism: Eremothecium cymbalariae DBVPG#7215
Lineage: Eukaryota; Fungi; Ascomycota; Saccharomycetes; Saccharomycetales; Saccharomycetaceae
Product: FluC/FEX family fluoride channel
Exons: 1
Coding region: 1-1005 (334 amino acids)
Biological process (GO): fluoride transmembrane transport
Cellular component (GO): membrane
Molecular function (GO): fluoride transmembrane transporter activity
Source: RefSeq, a predicted model, not a curated record